Molecule: messenger RNA, 1749 nt
Organism: Ornithorhynchus anatinus (platypus)
Lineage: Eukaryota; Metazoa; Chordata; Mammalia; Monotremata; Ornithorhynchidae
Gene: SUSD4
Product: sushi domain containing 4
Exons: 8
Coding region: 217-1473 (418 amino acids)
Biological process (GO): negative regulation of complement activation, alternative pathway; negative regulation of complement activation, classical pathway
Source: RefSeq, a predicted model, not a curated record
GCCGUUCGUUCCUCCGGCGGCCGGCGCGGGGGAGAGGCGGGCACCGGGGGCCCCCGCUCCCGCACCUCUCCGCUGCUCCCGCUCCCGCCGACACUUUGGUCUUGCUCACGCAGCGGCAGAGGUCGUGCCCAGAUGCGGGUGAGAGCGGAGCGGGAGGCGGCUGCACGCCUGAGACCCACAGACUCUUGCAACCUGGAUGCCCUCUGUGGAUAAAAGAUGUAUCAUGGAAUGAACCCAAACAGCAGAGGUUCGUUUCUGGAGCAGCAGCAGCAGCAGCAGCAGCAGCAACAACAACAACAUCAGUCGUCCUCAAGACUCUUCACAGUAGCCUUGUGGUUUCAGCUGGUGCUCUGUUUCGGGCCUGCCCAGCUAACCGGUGGCAUUUGGAAGAGCUCAAUACAAUGGAGGAACAUUGUGCCCUCGUGGAAAGAGCACAGGCUUGGGAGUCAGAGGACCUGGAUUCUAAUUCCAGGUCUGCCACAUGCUUGCUGUGUGAUCUUAGGAUUUGAUGACCUUCACGCUUGUGCUGACCCUGGCGUCCCAGAGUAUGGCUACCGGACCCAGAGUAUGGCCACGGGAGGAGUGUUCUUUGAAAGUGCUGUAGCCCGAUUUCACUGCCAAGAAGGAUAUAAACUGACGGGUCCUUCGAAAAAACUGUGUGUGAAACAUUUCAAUGGCUCCCUAGGCUGGAAACCAAGCGAUACACCCGUGUGCCUACAAGAAGUUUGUCCUCUACCUCCAAUGGUGAAUCAUGGAGAUUACAUUUGCCACCCGCGGCCUUGUGAGCAAUACAAUCACGGAACUGUGGUUGAAUUUUAUUGUGAUCCUGGCUAUUCUUUUACCACUGACUACAAAUACAUCACCUGCCAGUACGGAGAAUGGUUUCCUUCCUAUCAAGUGUACUGUGUCAAAACAGAGCAAACCUGGCCCAGUACCCAGGAGACCCUCCUAACCACGUGGAAAAUUGUGGCAUUUACUGCCACUAGCGUCCUGCUGGUGCUUCUGCUGGUCAUUCUGGCCCGGCUGUUCCAGACCAAGUUCAAGACACAUUUUCUUCCCAGGGGCGCCCCGGGGAGUUCCAGCAGCGACCCGGACUUUGUGGUGGUGGACGGCGUUCCCGUCAUGUUGCCUUCCUAUGAUGAAGCUGUGAGCAGCGGCUUGAACGCCUUAGCGCCAGGAUACUUGUCCUGUGCGGGUCAGGGCAGCCUCUCGCAAACCGACGACCAGAACCCACCAGCCUACCCAGGCCCGGGGGACACGGACUUACCCAGGGACUUUGAAGUCCUCGGCAGCAUCCCAGGCUCUUCGGAGCUGCUCCGGACCUUGCGCCCGUCCUCCUUGGGCCAGGUGAGGGGAGCUUGUCCUAACGCUGAGCCAACAGAAGCGACCAGCAACUCCGUGGGAGAGGCAGCGUCCUCCAGCCCGAGCGUUGACAUUGCGGAUGAAAUUCCACUGAUGCAAGACGACCCUUAACCUGCCUACAACGGGUCCUUUCUGUGGGAGGACAUUCUUCCCUAAUCUAUCCACAUGGCAGCAGUGCAUCAGACUCGACAGCCGGGUGACCAGCUGCCCCAUAGCAGCGCUUUUAAAUGAAACCUGGGGCUUUGCCAAGACCAGUAGAAUAUACAACAUGCCCUACCCCCUUGCCCACCAGGGCUCUACACAUGCUCCACGACACGGGACACCAGACAGUUCUGUACACAGCCCACUGAAUUAUGAUAUGAGUAAAUAGCUGCCUCCCAACAAAAA